AUGAUGCGACGUCUCUUCACAUCUCUCGGAUUGCUUUCUUGUUGUGCCCAGCGCUCUGUGGCUUCGUACCCGACGCCCGGCAUGUCCCGCGGUAUGGAUAAGACAAACCGCAAGAAAUACAAUUUCCUCAACAAUGAGCGAAUGGUGGAAAAAGAAAAAGGAUUACGCAACCGCAGGGAAAUUCGUAGACGUGAUGAUGUUAAUUGGCAUCGUCGUGUAAGUUAUCGUGAGACGGUAAAUCAUGCUGUUGUGAAAUAUAUUCGCUACUUUCCAGAGAAUGUGAAACGGUAUGUUUUCUAUAAAGAUGUACGGGAAAGAAAUGGCGGAACACGAUUUCACGGUAUGCGAAAAGCACCAGGAGUGACAUCACGUCGUAUUCUUCAUUGGGUGGAAAAUGAAAUUCUAAAGCCUGAGAAUCGAGAGCAUCUCAUAGAAUUAAUUAAGAGUACAGGUGAAACACCCCCAACAGAAGAAGAGUGGGCACGUUAUACAGAUAAAAAAACGGGUGAGAUAAUGAUCAGUUUAUAUUUUCACAAAAGGGUAGAAGGUCAUUUGCGUUCCUUUUGUGUACGACCACCUAAUAAAAGAGAUCAUUGGAGAGAUUUUAAUGCUUUUUUGAUGGCAAACCGUAACAACUUUGAUAUCUGUUUACCAAUGCGCACAUGGUCACUACGACAAGGUCCUAUUCGAGAUGAUGAACUCAUUGAACGUAGUUCACAGAAAGAGGUACGUGAUAUAUUGGGUGAACUCGAAAGGUAUCAACUCCCGCAUGCUUUACGUGCCUUUGAGCAACUCACACCAGCGGAACGUGAAGUGAUAGUUCAGAAAGCAGAAGAAAAUAGAGAGGCACUACACCGUGAGUAUGAACGUGAGCGUCUCUUUAGUGCUAAAGUGAUGUGUGGUGUAACCGCGCUAAAAGAGAUACGUGCCCUCACCUUUCCUGCGAUUACAUAUUAUAAUGAAGAAUACUAUAAGUAUGUUAUUCGUCGUGGUGGAUCUGUAGAUGCGACUUUACGCCAAUCAAAGAGUGAUAUACCGAGUUGGUUCACACUUUCACAGGAGGUGAAACUCAAAUAUUAUUGUUUUGAACGUACGAUGAUGUUACAUCCAGUGAGUGGGGCACAUUUAUACAUUCGCUACGCCACUCGUGAUUAUGGUAUGCAGCGUGAGGAAGCUUAUGAACGGUGGUCUGCACUCUCAGAUUUACAAAGAGCCGCAUUAAAUUUUUGUUUCUAUUCACCAAUCGCAGAACCUCCACGGGGAACAUCCGCAUUUCGAAGAUUUUACAUUAAACAAUGUUUUCGUCACGGUCUUGUGGUGUCUGGGAAAGCGUCUGGAAAUCAUGCCUUCUUUCUGCGUACAAAGAAAUUGUGGAUGAAUAUGAAUGCGGAUGAACGGGCACAGUUUGAUGAUACCGACUCCUUCGCAUCUGUGUUUCCACUACAACCCACAACUUCUAUAGUGAAAAAUGGACGUACAACUUCAGACACAAAUCGUGUUUCUUCUUCUUCUUCUUCGGCUACUGCUGUGAUAAGUUCCAACUCUCUGGAUGAUGAGGAUGAGGAUGAUGUGACUGUUGGGGACUCCUACUACUUUGAAGAUGAACCUAUCGACGAUAGUGAUGAUCAUUUAGAAAGUCACAUUGUCAAAGCACAUAAAAUGACACCUCAGAAGAAGGAAGUACAUGCUGUUUUUACUGUCUAG
Trypanosoma theileri is the source of this 1704-nucleotide messenger RNA. RefSeq lists its product as uncharacterized. The record is from RefSeq and is a predicted model, not a curated record. Lineage: Eukaryota; Euglenozoa; Kinetoplastea; Trypanosomatida; Trypanosomatidae. The coding region runs from base 1 to 1704 and encodes 567 amino acids. The transcript has a single exon.